Messenger RNA from Cucurbita pepo subsp. pepo (vegetable marrow), 1355 nucleotides. NCBI's taxonomy places the organism in Eukaryota, Viridiplantae, Streptophyta, Magnoliopsida, Cucurbitales, Cucurbitaceae. The record is from RefSeq and is a predicted model, not a curated record.
AACUUCUGGAAUAUAAUAAACCCCUUUUUGACUAUGUUCUAAGAAUUCAAAACCCUUCUACUUUUCUCGACAAUGUCUUUGGAAUCUGGGUUUUUCGUUUCUCUUUUCCUUCACAUUCCUUUCUCCCUUUUUAUAUAGAUUUCAAAUUUGUGUAUCUUACCCAUUUCUCUUCUCUGUUUUCCCUCUUCUGGGUUCGCUGCAGUUUGAACCAUAGACGCGCGUGGAGGGAAACACUUCUGGGUUCGUUCGUUCUGUUCUCUACAGACCUCCGAUGGAAGCUCUGUGGAUUUUCAGCUUCGUUCUCGUUCUGGGGUUGGUUUUUGCGCCGAUCAAUGGCGACCCAGUUGAAGAUAAGCGAGCUUUGCUUGAUUUUGUGAAGAAUCUUCCUCAUUCUCGCUCUCUUAAUUGGAAUGCGGCUUCUCCGGUUUGCCAUUACUGGACUGGUAUAACUUGCAGUAAAGAUGAUUCUCGUGUUAUAGCCGUUCGAUUGCCCGGAGUUGGCUUCCACGGCCCGAUUCCGGCGAACACUCUCAGCCGGCUCUCGGCGUUACAAAUCUUGAGUCUAAGAUCCAACCGUAUAACAGGGGAUUUCCCAUCUGAUUUCUCAAAUCUUAUUAACUUGUCUUAUCUUUAUCUUCAGUUCAACAACUUCUCCGGGCCAUUGCCUUCCAAUUUCUCUGUUUGGAAGAAUCUCACCUCUGUGAAUCUCUCUAACAAUGGCUUCAAUGGCCGCAUUCCUUAUUCGCUUUCUAAUCUUCCAGCACUCACGGGUUUGAGUCUCGCAAAUAACUCUCUCUCAGGAGAAAUCCCUGACCUCCAAAUGCCCAAAUUGCAGAUUCUGGAUUUAUCCAACAACAAACUGAAUGGGAGUGUGCCUAAAUCAUUACAGAGAUUUCCAAGGUCUGUAUUUGUAGGCAAUGACAUAUCCUUGAGGGAUUGCUCGAGUCCAUGCCGAAAAUGGAGGGAAGCUAGUCCAUGGCAAUGUGAAAUCCUCAAACAUCUUUCUAAACUCUCAACAAUAUGGAUGUGUGUCUGAUCUUGGACUAGCAACCAUAACAAGCUCACUCUCUCCACCUAUAUCCCGUGCUGCUGGUUACCGAGCCCCGGAAGUGACCGACACCCGCAAGGCAACACAGGCUUCAGAUGUUUUCAGCUUCGGCGUGGUACUCCUCGAGCUUCUUACCGGGAAGUCUCCAAUACACGCAACGGGUGGUGAAGAGAUCGUCCACUUGGUGAGAUGGGUUCACUCAGUUGUCCGAGAGGAGUGGACAGCUGAAGUAUUUGAUAUACAGCUAAUGAGGUAUCCCAACAUAGAGGAAGAAAUGGUUGAGAUGUUGCAGAUAGCCUUAUCAUGU